Drosophila serrata is the source of this 3980-nucleotide messenger RNA. RefSeq lists its product as uncharacterized. The record is from RefSeq and is a predicted model, not a curated record. Gene Ontology annotation, cellular component: cytoplasm. Gene Ontology annotation, molecular function: glycosyltransferase activity. NCBI's taxonomy places the organism in Eukaryota, Metazoa, Arthropoda, Insecta, Diptera, Drosophilidae.
GUUUUCCUGCUGUUGUCGACGCGAGUACAAUUUUCGUUCUAAUGCUAUACAAUUGCACAAAAUUUGGCAAAGAUUAAUCUAAACCAUAGCUAGGACUAAGGACUAUGCUUUAUAAGAGUGUGUUACAAAAAGAUACCAUACAAAAUCAAAACUAAAGGACACCUGCACAUUGAGGAAGUGAAGGCUUUCAAAAAGCUCAUUCGCAAAUAAACAAUUUGGAGACACAAAUUCCCUGAAGCCUCGGCGCAAAAUGUAAAUAAAAACAAUAUAAAAACAAAAACACUAGAUAAAUGUGCCUCAAUGAUUCGCUGCACAAAAAGUCUUAAAAUCCGACAAAGAACAAAGGAUUAAGGUAUUAGCUUGAGACCAGACACUAAUCCCCUGAUCCCUGCACUCCAACAUGCUGAAUAGCCGGAGCCCCCCUCAGUAUAAGCAGCAAUCCCCGGGGGGCUCCGUCGGCUCCGUAGGCUCCGUCGGUUCUGUAUCCUCCGCCAGUUCCUCGUCCCUGCUGGUGGGCCACUAUCAGUCGGCCUACGGGCAGCAAGGUCACUCCCACGCCUGCUAUCAGCAUCAGCUGCAUCAACAUCAGCAGCAGCAGCAGCAGCAUCAACACCAUCACCAACAUCAUCACCACGGAGGACGCACCUCGCUGACACCUACGAUGAAGCGGGGCAAGAAGCAAUGGGGCACCAGGGAGCGCUCCGGGAUGAGUUUCCUCAUCGUCAUCACCUUCUUUGCAGUCUUUGGAUUGAUUAUCCUCACUGAGGUCUUCAUGAUCGACGAGCGCACCCACAAUGGCAUGGUGUCCAUGAGGGCGGGCGGAGGUGGAGGAGCCAGCUUGGGCGGACGGAUGGGCGACUCGAUGCCGGAUUAUGAUAAUGUUAAGGACGAUUACGAUUUAUUGGAUGCCAGCAUUUUGAGUGAUAAUAAAUUAGGUUUUAUACAGCUGCGUGACAAUAAACUUAAAAUUCAAGAAGCCGCAGGCGCCGAUGGCCAGCGCUUGGCAGGCAUGCUCCUCAAUGGCGGCGGUGGAGGUGGCGGUGGUGCUGGGGCUUUUGGUGUGAAUGUACCCCUCAUACCCUGGGGCCAAGUACUGCCCGACAAGGUGGAGGAGACACUGCCCCAUUUUCCAUUUGGCACGCGGCCCACCGACGGCGACUGGCAGGUUGUCAACGGCACCCGCUUCAAGUUCUUUGUCUACUCGGCCUACUUCGAUCGUCGCGAUGGAGCCCGUCUGGUGCGCGUGGUGGGAGCCACAAAGACACGGGGACCGGAGCGGGUCUGGUGCCGGUUCUGGUAUGGUCCCAGUUCGGCGAAUGCCACCGAGGCGGGCUCAUCCUCGGCACGUGCCAAAUACACAUCGGCCACUGUGAUGGCACGCGUCAAGAUCAUUAGAGAGAACUGGAAUCUGAAGUAUAGCGCCUGUUUUAUCCUCUGCCCGGUGAGAGCUCCUCCUCUGACAGUGCCACAGUUUGUGAGCGUGGUGUCCCGACUCCGGGCACCGCCGGGCAAUCUACUGACCCUGCGUAACACCGACCAGGAUGUUGACUUUGCAAAUCCAACAAGAAAUGGUACUACCAAGAAAGGAGCUCCGGUUCCGGCUCCUGCAGGGGGAGCACCCCCAAGUGGCGACAACAUACCCGAUCGCAUUGCUGUCUGCGUAAAACCAUUUCACUUUAACUAUGACCAGGCCCUGUACCUGAUGGAGUACUUGGAAUUCUAUGCCCUGCUUGGUGUCUCCCACUUUACCUUCUACAAUCACACGCUGGGACCGCAUGCUUCCUGUGUGCUCCAGAGUUAUCAGCAAGGACUGGUGCCCGGGAACCUAACAGCUCAUGAUCUGCAGCCGUUGCUACCAGCGGAGGCGGCACGGAAUGCUACGCCUCGCGUACUCACCUCGGAGCACUACCAACGACCCACGGUCAGCAUUCUGCCAUGGAAUCUGCGCAUGCGUAGCCAGAAGGAGAUCCGCACUGAGGGACUCUUUGCGGCACUUAAUGAUUGCCUCUACCGCACCAUGUUCCGCUACAAGUAUCUGGCCCUGGUUGAUCUGGAUGAGUUUAUUGUGCCACGCUACUCGGAUACGCUAAAUGAGCUCAUAGGUUCCUUGAAUCAACGCUUUCGCAAUCGGAAUACGGGAGCCUAUUCCUUCCAGAACGCCUUCUACUAUCUACAGUUUGCGGAUGAUGUUCUGGCCAGCUCUGGGAUUGAUGGUGGCACUGACCAGCUGGCCAGUGUUCGGGCUUCCCUGGUCACUCAGCGCAAGACUCGGAGGCGUUACAAGCUGCAUCCCCAGAAGCAACGAUCCAAAUACAUUUGCAAGCCGGAGGCUGUGGUCGAGGCAGGAAACCACUUUGUGUGGGAGUUUGCUCCCGGCAAAGGCUCCCUCAAUGUGCCGCCCAAGGAAGCCAUCUUGCAGCACUACCGGGUCUGUGAGUUCGGUGGCAACGAUUGCAUCAAGGCACCUUCGAUUGUAGACCGCACCACCACCAAGUAUGUGAAUCGCUUGGUUCAGCGGGUGGAUGCAGUGUACCGUCACUUACGACAACGCUGUGAUCUUCCGGCCCUUCCCCCGAUGCCCAAGCCCAAGGCUAAGCAGCCAACCUCCCCGGAAAAGCCAAAUGAGAAACCCAAGUUAGUUCAACAGAUUCGUGAAAUGGAUACAAAGGAUUCAAAAGAUCAAAAGGUAGUGGUCACGGCCACAACCAAAAGUACUCCCAAAACUACUCCAAAAACUACAUCAACAUCGACAACGACAACAAGCAAGACAACAACGAAAAGAGCGGCAUCGAAACAACAGGAAAAAGUGAAUCCUACAGAGUCUCCUAGGAGCAAACCGACCACUAAGGCAGCCCCAAUUGAUAAGCAAUCCCUUCCCUCGGCCAAUGUCCGUAAGAAACGGAAACUGAUCGUGUUCGAGGUCAAUGACUUUGGGGUUCCUGUGGCCCGGGUGGAGUAUCAAUGAGUGAGGGACUUGGCCGGGAACAUUUAGGCGGCUAGUUUGGUUAGUUUUUCGUGCCAAUCGGUCGGAGAGUUCGUUUAGGUUGUGCGUUAGCUUUAUUUGGCCACAGAGCCAGCAGAAUGCUCAACAAUUGAAUUGACCCUCUCGGUUUAAGUAUUCUUUAGUUGCUCACCGUACAAAUAAAUAUUUCUGAAGGAUAGCUGCACACAGGUAAAACCAAAAGCAAUACUGCAAGAUUUAAAUAAAGGUAGUCUUGAGGUAACAAUAUCAUCUAAAAUAUAAAUACAAUCCCUUGGACAUUUCUUGAAAGCAGAUCAGCUUUUCCGCAACUUCAAGGAUUUAAACUUAAGUGAUUUUCCCAUAACCCAAUCUUAUUUUUUGCAGUAUAACUCUGAGCAAAUUAAACAUAGGAUAAAGUAGAGCCAUCAAAAAAUCAAAACCACAUCGAAAAAUUCAAAAUAAAUCUAGAUAGAUAACUAAUGAAAGAUUUAAGAAAUAUUAAGGUCAACCUUUUAGUUAAAAUUUCGGAUUUUGUUCUCCAUUUUGGUAAUCCUAAUGCAAAAUUAUUCCUAAGUCAAAUUCAAAAGAAUUCCUAAGCAAAGCCAUUAAUUCGUGUUAUAGAAUAAGCAAUAAAAUACACAAAGUAAAAAAGUAAAGAGGAUAAAGCAUGUCUCUUAUAUAAAUAGCAAACAUAUAAACUAUAUGUAAGAAAUCAUAUUUUCCAUAUAAACUGCUUGCCAGGAAAAAUCCUCCGAUCUAAGUUGGCUAUCAUGUAGUCCUUAAGCUAAUCCCUUCAUAUAAAAAUAAAAUUAAAAUCAUAUUUAAGUUAAACAGCAACUGAAACGAAUUUGUAAUGCUUCGAACUUCGAAAGCUUUUUGUUUUGCUUAGCGCGCAAAGAGCCUAAAACACUAAACACAUUAAUGAUUUAAUGAUGCAAAACUAAAUAAAUAUAUCUGAUAGUCGAUAGCUCUUAAGAGAAUACAUAUAGUAAAGAUACAAGACAGUCAAUAAAAUUGU